Cotesia glomerata is the source of this 732-nucleotide messenger RNA. RefSeq lists its product as uncharacterized. The transcript has 3 exons. The record is from RefSeq and is a predicted model, not a curated record. Bases 1 to 732 code for a protein of 243 amino acids. NCBI's taxonomy places the organism in Eukaryota, Metazoa, Arthropoda, Insecta, Hymenoptera, Braconidae.
AUGGAUCAGUGGAAUUUCGCUGGUGAAUCAGUGAACAAAAUACUAGCGCGCAUACGCACUGAUCAUAGAGUGAAAAAUGGUCUUCGACGAGCUUCUGUGACUCAACAAGCUGCAUAUAAUUUAAGUACUAAUAACUAUCUCUGUCCAUCGUGCAGAAAAGCAUUAAGUUUACAAAGUACUGCAUCUAGUCCUGUUGCUGAGAUUAACACUCAUGUUGAAGAGCAAUUGGAAGAUAAUCGUACUGGAAGUACUCUUUCAUCAAUUUCAAACAUUUCAUCAGGGUUAGAAGAUUUUAGUGAAGAACUGACAGCACCAACCAGUAGUUUAUCUGGAUUAAGUUUAGGAACAGUAUUGCCAAUGGUCAAUGAUGCAUUUGCUUUACUAAAUCAAUCACCUAUUAUAAAAAAACAUGUCGAUAAUCAAACGUAUUUAGAAAACAAAGUCAAAAAAGUAUAUGAAAAAUUGAAUACCUCUUUAGGAGUAACAAAACUUUCUGAUAAUAAAAUCAACUCUCAAAAUUUCUUAGAAUUGCUCGAUAAAUUAAAAAAUAAAUUCAACGAUAGUAAUACGCAACGAUGUGAAAAAAUUCAAAUUCUUACUCUUUUACCUGAAUCAUGGGGAUUAUCUCGAGUAUGUGAAGCAAUGGGUUGUACAAUAUACAUGGCGUCAAUUGCAAAAUCUCUUCGAGAUAAAAAAGGAAUUCUUUCAACUCCAAAUGCCAAAUUAGGUUAG